AUGAAGGUGACAACCCGCUUCCUUCUCGCUGCUGCCGUCGUGUGGAUCGACGCAGCCACAUCGCGAAGCGCGCCUCUUGCAUCCGAUGCUGUGCACGAGCAGUCGUUCCAGCUUCCCGCCGAUGCUGGCCCGGAUCUGCACGUCCUUGGUCUACCUUCCUCGUCGUCGGCCGUCGCUCCGCCUACCGAUGCCGAACUCAAGCCGCACACAGAUGCGACGAAUCUGACCCAGUACGUCAAUGUCUUUGUGGGAACCGAAGCCAAUGAUGAUCCGGGUGACGUCUUUGCGGGUGCUUCUGUGCCAUACGGAAUGGCCAAAGCCACGAUCAACGUCGAAGGGUAUGCCCCUGCCGGCUACGUCUGGCCCUCGGACCAGCCAACGCGCGGUGUGAGCCCGCUCCACGACUCGGGCACCGGCUCGAGCUCGGGUAGCUACGGCAACUUCUGCAUCAUGCCCAUCUUGUGUGCCGACAACGAGCUCGAUGCUUGCACCACGCUGCUCGAGCCUCGCGAACGCAUGCGUCGCAACGGCACCGAUCACGGCCGUCCCGGCUAUUUCACCACCACGCUCGACAACGGCAUCCGCAUCGAGCUCACCAGCACGCGCAGGAGCACGCUCGAAAAGUACACCUUCCCCGCUGCCGAGAUGCGCCGGGCCAAGUCGAGCCCGCACCUUGUGCUCGACUGGACCAACGACUCGCCGGGUACGCUCCGCGGUGGUGAGAUGAAGGCCGAUUGGCAGCAGGGCCGGCUCACGAUGAACGGCACCUGGCGCAGCUCGUUCGGCCCGGGUGACUUCCGCUACCAGGCCUUCCAAUGCCGCCAGGAUCUCGACCACUGGGUCAGAGUAGCCCAGCAAAUCGGCCAAUACCAGGCGGGUGCCCUGGUCCGGUUCGAUGUGGAUCGCGAAGCCAAGGAGGACGUCACCAUCCUGGUGCGCCGUGGCGUCUCCUUCGCAUCGGCCGAGAAUGCCUGCCGCAACAUGGAAGCCGAAGUGGGCGACUGGGACUUUGAUGCCGCCGUGGCUUCCAGCGAGGCGGCGUGGGAAGACAAGCUUCGACGCAUCGAAUUGAGUGCCGCAACGCCCGACUACAUCCGAAGGCUCUUCUACACCAGCAUGUACCGCACCUUUCUUUCGCCCAACAACGCCACGGGUGACAGUCCCUUUGCCACCGAUUCGCCCUACUUUGACGGCAUGUAUUGCACCUGGGACACGUUCCGCACACUCUUCCCCUUCCUCUCGCUCACCAGUCCGCACGAGUUUGGCGAGAUCGUCGAGACCUACAUCGACGGCUGGCGCAAGGAAGGCUGGCUCCCCGAAUGCCGAGCCAACCAGGUCAAGGGCUUCGUGCAGGGUGCCAACCAUGGUGUGCCCGUGCUGGCCGACUUUGCGGUCAAGUAUGCCAAGGCGGCAAGCUCGCUUGGUGUCGACACGGACGAGCUUUACCGCGCCAUGCAGCACGACAUUGACGUGCCUUCGCCGCAGUGGGAAUACGAAGGGCGACAGGCUGCGCCAUACCAGAUGUAUGGCUACAUUCCCUUUGGCUAUUUGGACCCAGCUUCGGUGGGUGAGCAGACGCGCGAGGCGAGCCGCUCGCUCGAGUAUGCCUUUGGCGACUUCACCGCUGCCAUGACGGCGCAAGCCUUGGGCAAACCGGCUGAAGAUGUACAGCGGUAUGCCAUGGCGUCGCUCAACUACUCGCUCAACUUCGGCCACGGGAUGGCGAGCGACGGCUUCAAGACCUUUGUGCAGCGACGCCGUGCCAACGGCACGUUUGUUCCGAGCGAUCCGACCUUCUGCUCGCCGCUUGACAGCAACUCGAGUCAUGCAUGCAGCUUGCAGGCGGAGAAUGACUUUGGCGUGUACGAGUCGUCCUCGUGGGAGUACAGCUUCUACGCUCCUCACGACCGGGCCGGCCUCGUCGAGCUGAUGGGCGGCAAUGCCACCUUUGAGAAGCGGCUCGACCACUUUUUCAGCAAGGGAUACUUUGCGCCGGGAAACGAGCCCAGCUUCGACACGCCGACUCUGUACCACGUGAUUGGCAAGCCGUACCGCAGCGUGCGACGGGUGCGCGAGGUGGUCGACACCUACUUUUCGCUGAAGCCGGGCGGCAUCCCGGGCAAUGACGACAACGCAGCCAUGGCAUCGCUGCUUGGAUUCUACCUGCUCGGCUUCUACCCGACGCCAGGCACCAAGGAGCUGCUGAUCCUGUCGCCCUUCAUGCCCGGCUAUACGCUCCACAAUCCGGUUCUGGGCAAGGCGACGGUGAAUGUGGUCGGCUACGACGCGCGCUCGAUCGGCAAGACCAUCCCGAAGGGAGUCAGGGCAUUCGUCAACGAGGUGCGCAUUGAUGGCAAGCGUCACACGUCGCGGUGCCGAUUGAGCUUCGACGAUCUCUUUCCCGGCACGCCCGAAGGUGAGCGCAAGGUGGAGAUCAUGCUGACCGAGCAAGAGGUCGAAGGAUGCGGUGAUACGGAUAGCGACUGGCCUAUGUCUCUCUCGACCGGCGGCUUCCUGGACGUCAAAGGCACGCGCAGACCUUCUUAA
Messenger RNA from Moesziomyces antarcticus, 2547 nucleotides. RefSeq names its product glycoside hydrolase family 92 protein. Gene Ontology annotation, cellular component: nucleus; cytosol. NCBI's taxonomy places the organism in Eukaryota, Fungi, Basidiomycota, Ustilaginomycetes, Ustilaginales, Ustilaginaceae. Gene Ontology annotation, molecular function: peptide-N4-(N-acetyl-beta-glucosaminyl)asparagine amidase activity; carbohydrate binding. The record is from RefSeq and is a predicted model, not a curated record. The transcript is spliced from 2 exons. Gene Ontology annotation, biological process: protein deglycosylation; glycoprotein catabolic process; protein quality control for misfolded or incompletely synthesized proteins. Bases 1 to 2547 code for a protein of 848 amino acids.